Messenger RNA from Emiliania huxleyi CCMP1516, 322 nucleotides. RefSeq lists its product as hypothetical. The coding region runs from base 38 to 322 and encodes 94 amino acids. The transcript is spliced from 2 exons. NCBI's taxonomy places the organism in Eukaryota, Haptophyta, Isochrysidales, Noelaerhabdaceae. The record is from RefSeq and is a predicted model, not a curated record.
GCGCCCUCACUGCGCCUCUCACCGUCCCCAGGACGCGAUGGCCAAGAAGGCCACGCGCAGGCGUCCGGGCGACACGGCGGACGAUAAGGUGGACGCACCUGCGGCGAGUGGACACGACAAGGUCGCAGAGCCUAAGAGCUGGCUCCUUGGCCGCACUGCUUCGUUCGUGCGCAUAUUUGUCUUCAUGAUGUUCCUAAAGUACAUGCAGACGAGCGGCCGCUCCAAGGCAGUCUACGACGCCUACCAGAGUUACUCCGAAUAUCUCCUCAGCCUCUUUCCAGAGCCCGCCAGGCCGGACCCCGCAGUCUUUCAGGAGUUUUAG